UAAAAAUUUUAUUCCGAUUGAUUAAAAAUUGAUGAUUUUUUAAAAAGAAUUAUAAUUCAGUUCUUCACUUGUUUAUUUAUUUAGUCAUUUUUUCUGAUAGCUUUUAUAUAAUGUGCAAGAUCACUAAUAAUAAUAGUAUUUUUAAUACUUUUUUAAUAUUAUGGAAAUUUAAUUAAAAGUUUAAUGAAUAAUAUAUAUUUUAAAAAAUGUACAAAUUAAAUAUUAAAUUAUUUCUUUAAAAAUCUUUCUCUUUCUUUUUUUAAUAUUAGAAAUAUUUUAAAAAUUAAUAAUAAAAAUCAAAUAUAAUAGAAUAAACUAUAGAUAAGAAUAAAUAUAAGAGAAUAGUCAUUUAUAUAAACAUAUUUUUGCAUUAUAAUUAAUAGGCAUAAUUUUGAAAUGAAACAAAAUAAUUAACUUCAUAGUUUUAAGAAACGCUUAAACAAACUUAUUCAUGUUUCCUGUUAAUUGACGUCUUUCCCCCUUUUUAAUGUUACCACUGAAAUAAUCAAUUUCAUUUAUAUAAUUAUGAAACACUCCGAUCAAUGAUGUUCUCGUUUACAAAAUACGAAUUUCUAUAUCAAAUUUGUUGAGAUUAGAAUUUUUUAUUUAUUUUUUUUUUCUAUCAAAUUUUAUCAAAGUAAACUUUACUAGCUAUUUUCAAACAAUCCACUUUUGAGAAUAGUGUAUUUAUAUAGAGAACGCUAAUAAACGUUACAUAAUCUUUUAUUAGACGUCUCUUUUAUUAAACACAUCUAAGAUACGUUUUUAGCAAAUCUAUGAUAAAAUAAAUAUUGACAAGAUAAAUUGAUUUAUUCUUCGGAUUUUGUGUUUAUAUAAAUGUGUACAAUUUAAAAUGUAAUAAUUUAAAAUGAUAUAAUCCAAACAAAAUGGACUCCAUUAUUUUGCCAAAAGUAUCUACUCAUCUUUAACAUUACAAAAAUAAAUCUGAAAUCCAUCAUUUUGACUAGUUUGGUAAUAGAUCUAGUGGUAAGAAUAAUAUUCUUUAAGAUCAUAAUACUAUUUCUUCUAACCUAAUCAUUUAUCUUUGAAAAUCACUAUUUUUUCAAUUUUGAUAUUUAAAAUUAUAAUUAACAAGUACAAUACUUCACAUUUAAAUAAAAUUAACUUUCUAAAAUAAUCUUUUCAUUUAUAGAAAUAAAAUUCAUUGAAAAAUUAAUAUUUCUUUUUUUUCUAACUUAAUCUUCAUAUAUCACAAUAUUUUUAAUUCUAAUCAAAAUUUAAAAAGUCAACUAAUAUAAAAUAACGUUCCGUUCGAUUAAAAAUAUACAUUUUUCAACAAUUUAUAAAAUAGAUCUCAAGAUAUUUUUGCAAAUUUUGCAAAUGGAAAGUAUCUUUCGACGAGUACAUUGCGGAGACCGAAAUGAAGCAACAUAGACGGCGCAGGAUGUAAGUGCGGUGAAAAUUCUAUUUUCAGAAUAUCUCGCCACGAAUUCCUCGGAAUAUCUUUAAACCAUAGCAUUUCUGACUCUCAAUAAAAAUAAUUCUAUAGAUUCACGAUGACUUUAAUAUCUUUCCACUUGCACGAGGUAAAAUGUCAGAUCGCUUGCGAUUGUUUCCACUUGACUCGUACGAGAUUAAAUUUAGACCCAAAUAUCUCAUAUUUUUUUUUAUAGAAAUUCGAUACACGGUAAUCAUUCUUAUGAUUAAACUUGUGCACGUACAAAAUGUAUCAAUCGAAUUCUUAUUUUUACAAUUUUAAAAUUUUUUUUCUUUCGUGACCAUCACAUUUUAUAUGUGAUGACUUAUUUUAUAAUAAUACGAAUUGAAGUGUCUAAUCGUACAAGAAGAAAAGAAGAAAAAGGAAGUUUGUAUCAUUAUUCAUAAUCAAAGAAAAAUUAACGUUACUUAUGCUUAAGUGAAUAAAACGAGAGAUCCUAUGGAGUGGAGUAUCAUGGAUAAUAUUGAGUCCAUUUGCAAAGUGCCAUUUGCAAUUGUUCCAUUUGCAAUAACAGGAACAUUGAUACUAUUCACAACUAAACGAACUAAGUGCUCGUGUAAAGGGUGCUACCAUUAUACUUGCUAUCAUUUCAUGAAGAUACUCAAUACGACUAUCUAUAUAAUUUCCUUUUUUUCUUACAUAAAAAUACAGAUAUAUAAAUUGCUAUAGAAAAAAAUUCAUACCCCUAUAAUCGGAACUAAUGAAAAGAAACUAUCCUAUUUUUCUAAAAAUUUAUAUACAAUAAUGAAACGUAACAUUGGACAGCAAAGAAAUCUUGAAUAAACAUAUUAACACGUUUUCUUUGCCAAAAAAUUCCGCCAUAAUCCGUCUUUGCAUAACUGACUUAGAUUUUUAUGAGACGUGACACAUAUUUCUUUUACAUCGUGUCACGGGAUCGGUAUUCGGGAAAAUAUUCAUCCAAAGAAAUUUCGUUUCGCGAAUUUUUAUGCGACAUUCGUACUUUCGUCGAAAAUAGGAGGCGAUAGAUAAUAACACGUCAAAUUUCACGACAUUUGAAUGCAUCAACAAAUUGAGCGGCGCCUCCGCCAAUUUUAAACGGGCGCGAAAUUAUGAAAUGGAAUUAUUCAGUUUAUAAUUUAUAGUUUCUAUCUAUACCUUCAGCUCAUAUUUCUCAAUAUGAAACGUAUAUCUAAACACGUCGCAUUCACAGAAAUACAAGCUCAUUAUUUCAUUUGAAUGCGAUUUAUAAAUGUAAAUUUCAUCACCGGCUACUAUUAUUGUAAGAAAUUAUUAUUCAUUGGUCCAUCUUAUCCAGAUAUAUAACAUUUCUUAAAUAUAUAUACAUAUCAAUUAUCAAUCAAAUAAAAUUCACGGCAACAAUUUGUAAUUUAUACCAACCGGUGGUAUAGAUAUAUUGAUCUGAAAAUACACGUGGCAGAUGCAUAACGGAUCAUUAUCGUACACGUCUCUCUAGAGGAUAGAUAUAAAAAUUCAAAAAUUUUAAACUCCCCUAAUUAAAAUUCCGAUGUUGUUAAUCAUCGUGAGGAUACACCGAACAUAUUAUAUUUCCCUCCGUUGGAAAAUCCGCCAAUCGGAUCAAACUAGAAGGAAAAAAGGAUCGAUAAUUAUCGGCGGAAACCCACUGUUUCCAAUUAGAGUAGUCUUUUUAUACAGUGGCCGAGGUGAACGCAGAUGUGACGCGGAUGCGUUUAUCAAUCGCAUAGUUCAAACAGAGCUUCUAUUAAGCUUGGUUAGCGGUCAGGCACAAAGAGUGAAACACAGAGGUAGAACGAGACAAGCUGCUCACGUGAAACUGCCACGUCUAUUUGCUCUUCCUAUUUUCGUAGCCGUUUGGUAUAUAAAGAGCCCGUCCUCGGGACAUUGCCGAAAGAUUUGGCAGCGAUCCGCGGUUUUCUGCGCCGCGGCACUUGCUGCGCCGUAGAUAGAGUCGCUAGAGAAGACGAACGCGAGCAUAGUUUACCGGGAGGAAUCGUGCCGGAUGUGUUGCGUCCGCCGUGCUUGCCGUCGUCCAUCCUUUAGAUAGAUCUCCCUCCCUUCCGAGCUUUCUUUCCUACCACCAACUGGAAUAAUGGAGAAUCGCGCCUCUCGUGAUGUUUCCGCGAUUCCGUCCAAUUGUCGCCGAAGAGGGGAAGGAUCGGUUUAGAAAGAUCGACCUGUGAAUCGGUUGAAUUGAAUUGAAUUGAAUUCGCUCGAAACUGAAACCCACGUGCUCUGGGCCGGCGAGUCUUUUCGGCGAGUGGUGGCUCCUUCCCCCUCGUGAUCCUGAUCGGACGUAAUAAUAACGGUUGCCAGCUACUCGGGCCGAAGAAUUGGAUCUCGCUCGAGACGACGCGCGAUACACAUAUUUGGCGCUAAUGGAAGAUAAAUAAAACACGUGGUGAUACGUGGCAAUAUAAUAAUAAUAAAGGAAAGGAUCUUUGGAAAAUAGGGGGGAGAGAGAGAGAGGGAAAGUGUGUGGGGUGGUAUUCGAAAAUUGGUAAACGGGAGGAAUGGUGGAGGAGGCACGUUGAUUAGACAUAAUGGGAAAUACGGACAGCGUCCACGACGUGGAGAUGAACUCCUUGUCCAAUGCAGACAAUGAUCGUCCUUACAUCAAGAGAACACCAAUGCGCCCAAUGAUAGCGGAAUACGACCCAAAGAAGCACGGUGUGAAAACAGAACUGUCAGACACGGUUCUAGUCAAAUACAAGUGCGAGAAAAAUGACAUACCUAUUACCGUCACGAACGGUUCGACGUUACCACUUGUGGAACGACCAAACGAUGAGGAAGCGGCCCUUUACAAUCCGUUUGAGCAUAGAAAGUUAGCACAUCCCACAUCGGAUUUAGACACACUGAUUCAUCUACUGAAAGGAAGCUUGGGAACUGGGAUCUUAGCUAUGCCAAUGGCCUUCCGGAAUGCUGGUCUUCUGUUUGGCUUAUUCGCUACGUUCUUCAUUGGAGCAGUUUGCACUUAUUGCGUGCAUAUUUUGGUUAAAUGUGCACAUAACCUAUGCAGGCGGACUCAAACACCGAGCCUAGGGUUCGCUGAUGUCGCAGAAGCGGCAUUUCUUGUCGGUCCUGAACCUGUACAGAAAUACGCUAGAUUAGCAAAAGCGACGAUCAAUUCGUUCUUAGUGAUCGACUUAAUAGGCUGCUGCUGCGUGUAUAUUGUUUUCAUCUCGACCAAUGUAAAAGGGGUAGUUGAUUAUUAUACGGAAACCGACCGAGAUAUCCGAUUUUAUAUGGCGGCAUUGUUACCUUUCUUAAUCAUAUUCUCUCUCGUGAGAAACUUGAAAUAUCUGGCGCCAUUUUCCAUGCUUGCAAAUGUUCUGAUCGCCACUGGAAUGGGGAUCACGUUCUACUAUAUUUUCAGCGAUUUACCAAGCAUAAAGGAUGUACCAAACUUCUCGAGCUGGUCUCAAUUACCUCUCUUCUUUGGCACGGCUAUUUUCGCUCUCGAAGGCAUUGGUGUAGUAAUGCCUCUCGAGAACAACAUGAAGACACCAACGCACUUCAUCGGUUGUCCAGGAGUUCUGAACACUGGCAUGUUCUUCGUAGUAUUAUUAUACAGCACCGUAGGUUUCUUCGGCUACUGGCGAUACGGCGAGGACACGAAAGCCUCCAUCACCCUGAACCCAGAGCAGAGCGACAUCCUUGCCCAGUCCGCCAAAUUGAUGAUCGCGGUGGCCAUCUUCCUCACUUAUGGACUUCAAUUUUACGUACCCAUGGAAAUCAUCUGGAAAAAUGUUAAACAAUAUUUUGGCUCGAGAAAACUCUUAGCUGAAUACAUAAUCCGUAUCAUCAUGGUGAUUUUCACCGUCACUGUUGCAAUUGCUAUCCCAAAUCUAGGGCCCUUCAUUUCCUUAGUAGGCGCUGUGUGCCUGUCCACUCUGGGCUUGAUGUUCCCAUCGGUAAUCGAAUUGGUCACCGUGUGGGAUCAGGAAAACGGAUUGGGGGCGUGUUACUGGAAGCUCUGGAAGAACCUGGCUAUCAUCUCGUUCGGCGUACUGGGUUUUCUCACCGGUACCUACGUGAGCAUCCAGGAGAUUCUCGAUGAGAAUAAAUGAAGCGCCGGGUUCGAAGGAGCUGCGGUGCGACGGAAUAAUCGCUCAGCGCGUACCAUAGAUGCCGGCGUGUCGUUGGACACCUUCCGCGCUCUCGUCGAGCGGAUUCGUCGUACCAGAGGGGCGACGAUCACGACCACCUGGAGGAUGAUGCCGCCGUCGUUAUUGGGUCAUCCAGCGUAACGUCAAGCGGCCUGGCGAGCUCUCCGAACUUCUAGCAGCUUCGUCUCGCUCCUUCUUGCAAUUUCUCUUCGCAUCGAUAGCACGACGACUGUAACGACGAUGAAGACGUCAAUAGUAGACGGGAUCUACGAUUAAUUCUGAGACUUUUGUUUUUUUUUUUUUUUUUAUUAUAUUCUUGUUAUUCUUAUCGUUUCUAUUAAUUGUAAAUAGAUAAGAAGUCAUUAUGUUCAGGGGAGUUCGUGUAUUUUUAAUAUAGAGAUAUUAUUAUUUGCAGUAUUGGAUCAUCGUGAAUCGGUUGUUAUGAUUUAAAUAUUUUAAUAUUUUUAUGUUGUAUAAUAUAUAUAUAUAUAAAUUUAGUCUAAUUUGAGAGUCGUAUUUUGAAAAUAUAAUUAAUCAUGAGAUGUAUUAAGGUUUAUUAAAAAACACGAAUAAAACUUCUAUCACAAAGAAUAUUAAAACGGUAAAAUGAAACGAAAUAAGAGAUUAAUUUUAAUUGCUUAUCUUUAGUUAUUAUAUUUAAUAAAAAAAAAUGAUUCGAAAGACAGAUAUACACGAACUCUUUUUGUAGAAAGUAUCAUAUAGAUUCGUCAUCGUUGCUUCAUUCUUCUUUGCAACUUAUGUAAUCAAUAAGAAAUGUAUGUCACAUAGGAUAUGGCUUAAUAUGUAUUAUAGAAAGCAUAAUCGAUUUUUACCGAAUUACGUCAGAGUCGUCGCUACUGACGUCGCGCCGUACAACACCGUACGCCAAAUGUACGGUAAGAAUCAUUAAUGUGGCACGUUAAUCUUUGAAUAGAUAAUUUCCUCGAUUACGAAGAUUUAAUUUUAUCAGAAAUGAUAACAUACUCGUCCUUAUUACGAUCAUCCACUUUUAAUUAAUUAAAUUUGAAAAUUCUAUGCUACUCUCAAAUUCGAAAAAUAAUUUUUAAGAAAUGGCAAAUUUUCAAGUCUCAAAAAAUUCUAUGCAAUUUAAAUUCUUAAAUUUUUCAACUUCUAAAUUUUUAAUUUGCACGCGCAAACUUUAUAUUGUUAAAUUCUCAAACAUUUUUUCAAAAAUUUAAAAAGAAAUAAGAUUUCAUAAGAAAAUUCGUUGGAAUUUGCGUGCGACAUUAAUGACUUUUACCGCCAUACGUUCGAGCGAUUAACCGAGCAAAAGUCAAUAGCACAACGUGGCUCGGAGUACCCGGAUCCACGGGAUGGUGGAUUUCACGAUGCGCGUGAUCCGUGCUAAUAACUGAGACGAGUGUUAUCAUCAAGGACGUGGAUGGAAGCGCCCUUUCUUUCUUCCCCAUUUCUCUGUCUUUUAUUAUUUAUUUAAGUUGCGUAGGCCGUACGCACGACGAAGUUUUUUCCAUCGACUUCACACAACUGCAGGACGGUUUUUUUUUCAUUUUUUUCUUCUUGUUUUUAGUAGCGUAUGUACGCAUUAAGUUAAUAGAUAUAUAAAUUAUACUUAAGCGUCGUUUUACCUACGAACAAGGACCGUUCGCGUUUUAUUUUUUUUUAUUAAUAUUUUUUAUAUAUAUAUAUAUAUACACAUACAGACACACACAUAUAUAUAUAUAUAUAUAUACAUGUGGCUUUAACGUGCGUUCGUUCAAUUUUACCGCGACAAGAAAGUGAUUUGUAAGAUAAGAAGUUUCCAAGGUUAUUCAUCGAUUUAUAUCAUCGAAAAUAAAUAUUUAUUACGUCUAAUAUCUAAUAAUGAUUAAUUUAAUUAAUGAUAAAUUUUCUUGUAAUAAUUAAUUCUUUUCAAAAAUUGUAAUAAUUUGAGUUGAAGUUUAUAAAAAUUUGAAUGAUUGGAAUCGAAAUUUAGAACAAUUUUGUCAAUUAAAAUUAAAAUUUGAUAACAUUUUAUUGAUAAAAAUAACGCUUCAAUUAGAAAAUCGAUUGAUUUAACUGGUGGAAACUGUCCAUCUGUUCCUAGUGCACAUUGCACAAAAAGAGACGAAAGAAGACGUGCAAAAAGUGAUCGAUUAAGGAUAAGAGAUAGAAUGGCACGUAGGUGUGAUAAAUAUCGCGAUGUGCACGCUUGCUAGUCUGUAAGAAGUUUAGUGAAAGACAUCGAUGAUGACGCGUUAUGCGUCAUCAUAAUCGAGAUUAAAAUAUAAAUUGGACCUUUAACUUGACUUAAAGAAGCUCAAGUCUAAAUUAACUGAAAGGCGCACUUUCAUCGAUAAGAAUAAUUAAGAAUUUAUAUAGAAUGGACGAUCAAUUUUUCGAAGAUUGUAAAAUUCUUAUAAAUUCUUAAAAAAAAAAAAUUAUAUAAAAAAGAAAAUCACUCAUUUCAUUAUGGAUUAAAUUUUGACAAGUAUUUUGCAGGACAAUAAAAAUAAAAAUUUUUUAUUGAUAAUAAUAAAAAAUUAAUAAUCUUUUCGAAAAAUAAUAUUAAGAUUUAAAAAAUUUGUAAUGACCCAUUUCUUGCGUAUUCCAUUUUAAAUUAAAUUGAUUCAUCGAUCAAAUUUAAAAUUGUUUGAUCGUAAGAAUAUUAACGAAAUUGGAACACAUAAUUUCGGCUUUUAUUCGAACUUUAUAUUCUCGAGAAUUAUUUAUAUUUACAAAGUAAUAUGCUUCACAAUACGUGUUACAUUACAGCGAUAGGUUACGAGUGCACGAUCGUUUUUCGUUUCGAUCAUUUUCGAUCGUUGUUCAAAAAAUUCUUGUUGUGCAUAUUUCGAAGAUACGCGAUAUUGUUUUUUUAGUGCCUUGAUUCUUUUUCUUCGCAGAAAUUGUAUAUAAAUAUAAGACUGGAUCUUAUAGAGACAGAACAGAAUGUAUGACUAAAUAUGUUGCAAAUUGAAUAUUUAUAGAAAUAUUUAAAAAAAUUUCUAAAUCCUUGAACUUCAUUCAAUUUGAAAAUAACUUAAUUAUUCGAAGAAUAUACGUAGAUGGUGCACUUUCUCUUUUUUUAAUUUAUUAAAAGCUUUAUUUAAAAGCAUUUUUGUUUAUUUUUAAAAUGAUGAUUAAGGUAUUAAUUAAUUGUUUUAUAUAUAUAUAUUAUAUUUACGAAUUAUCUUAAAUAAUUAUUUAAACAAAUAAUCGAAAUUUUCUUAUGAUAAAUAAGAUCAUAUUUUAAUAUUAAAUAAAAUCCAAAAAAUAAUAGAUUUUUAUUUUUUAAAAUAUCAAAGUCAUUAAAUCAUAACAUCUUUAAUGAUACAUUCUACAUGUUAAACGAUUAGAAUCUAAGUCUCGAUAUGUUCUUUUUUAUCUUAGAACAAUUUAAAUGAUUCUUCAACCGUGUAUAUUGUAUGAAAAGAGAAAAUUAUAUAAAAAGAUCAUCUUAAGAAGAUAUUAAACAAUGCACGGUAGUUAUUGCCAUUUUCUUAAAAUUUUAGUAUCACGUAAAUAUGUUUUAUUAAGAACAGGGUAGAAACAAAUUACAAUUCUUUUUUUUCUUCCGAGCCAUAGAAGACUGCUAAAUUUCACCAAGCUUCAUCCAUGUUUUAUCAUCUUUUAUACUCGUCCAAUCUUUUUACAUCAUGUAUUAUUUCUUUAUAUAUAUAUAUAUGUAUAUACAUAUGUAUAUAUAUAUAUGUGUAUAUAUGUAUAUAUAUAUAUAUAUCUAUAUGUAUAUAUACAACAUUUUGUAUAAGAAAACAUACAUACAGAUAGUUCAAAAUAAUAAUAGAAUGAUUUUUCUUUUCAAUCAAAUUUUGUUGUUAAAAGAUUUUUUAGAUGGAAUCAUAAUGUAUUUAAAACGAAAAAAGUAAAUAAUGAAUAUGCCA
Apis cerana (Asiatic honeybee) is the source of this 9389-nucleotide messenger RNA. Its product is annotated as proton-coupled amino acid transporter-like protein pathetic. Gene Ontology annotation, cellular component: vacuolar membrane. The record is from RefSeq and is a predicted model, not a curated record. Gene Ontology annotation, biological process: amino acid transmembrane transport. NCBI's taxonomy places the organism in Eukaryota, Metazoa, Arthropoda, Insecta, Hymenoptera, Apidae. Gene Ontology annotation, molecular function: L-amino acid transmembrane transporter activity.